This is a messenger RNA of Lingula anatina, 946 nucleotides long. RefSeq lists its product as uncharacterized. The record is from RefSeq and is a predicted model, not a curated record. Lineage: Eukaryota; Metazoa; Brachiopoda; Lingulata; Lingulida; Lingulidae.
CCACUCUUUAUCCUGACUUCUGAGACAUCAACAUGGGGAUCCUUGCUACACGUUACGCUCUUGUCUUGUUGCUUGUAUUUCUGGCGCUGGACGCAGUAAAUGGUGCUCAUGGCAAACAUAACGGUACAAGUCACGGUGGACACGGAGGUCACGGUGGACACCGAGGUCACGGUGGACACGGUCACGGCGGACACGGAGGUCACCACGGACACGAAAGUCACGGCGGUGGAGGUCACGGUGGACACGGGGGUCACGGCGGUACAGGCCACAGUGGACGCAGAGGUCACAGCGGUCCAAGACACGGUGGCCAAAGUGGUCACAGUCAUGAACCAAAAGGCGGGCAUUAGGAAGGACCUGCAGAGAGCCACAGCUAUUUGCGCCGCCCAGAAUUAUGAAGUUGGAAAGCGUGUACAGCUGACUAGAGGAACCGUGCUUGAAUGGCAUUUGCUCGCUCAUGUAAUGAAAACCAUCAAGGGACGUUUUCGUGUCUCUCCAGACAGAGUCGAGGCCGGCAUAACUCAGUAUUCAAAAACAAAAAUGUUAAAAAUUUUAUGAAGCAGUCACGAAUGGAUUGUAACUUUUUUGUCAGUACUGACCAUUGAGACGAGAGCGUAACGCACUUGAAAUAUUUUACAUUUCAUUUUAAAUUUACCUUAUCAGAACAUAGUAAUGAAAUGUUAGGGUAGGAGAUAUUUUAUUGUAAGUUGAUUUGCUUCCGAAUGAUGUUGAACAUCACUUUUUUUAUCAAAAACCUCCGGUGAGGAAAAAUCAUAAUCUACAACCCACAUGCAUAUUGCUGCCAGUAACAGUGUGAGAGGAUCCCAUUUCUUUUAUCAGUUUUUAAUCUUUUAAAAAACAACUAACAGUGUAUAGAACCAUAUCACCGAUUGAUUUGAAUAUCUUUGUAUUUGAUAUAAUGGUAUUCAAUAAAUAUUUAUAUCAGUUU